Enterobius vermicularis (human pinworm) is the source of this 915-nucleotide messenger RNA. Lineage: Eukaryota; Metazoa; Nematoda; Chromadorea; Rhabditida; Oxyuridae. The record is from the annotation of a GenBank genome assembly.
AAAGGUCGGAGGUACGAAUCUUUGGUGCGAGCUGUUCCAGGUGUGGCGAGUAUGGCCGACUCGCCACCGUAUACGUGGCUAUUAUCAGUCUUGGUAUUAUGGCUGCUUGCAGUUGUUGCACGUCAAGUAUUUGAUUUAAUUGGUAAAUUAUGGAUACCGGUGGCUUUUAAUUUAUUGCAGGUUGUGUGUCUGAUGGUAACAAGCGUCAUUUCAAUAAUGUAUAAUAUCGUUCUUCUCUUGUGGUUUACUGGAGUUUUCGGUGAUUUUUCACGACCGCUUUUAAGCGCUGGUUUGCCGUAUUCUCAUAGUAGUGGAUUUAUGAAUUCUUCCUAUGAGGAUGGCCAGGACCGUGAUGCAUAUUCAGAGCCGAAAACUGUAAGGCCAGAAGGAGGAUACAUACGUCAAAGUGCAAGAAAGCACAGAGUCAAAUCGAGCCAUUUAGUAGGCUUUUUAAAGGCUGCAGAAAACUUUCGGCCAGAUAUAUCUAAUCCUGACCUCAGUAGCAGAGAGAGGUCGCCAAGAAAUGGUACAAAUAAAGAACAGCUGUACAAUUUUAAAACUGACUUUCUCGGCGACGACUGGAACGAGUAUGAAGACCCUUAUUCUCGGCCACGAGUUCGGUCUGGAAGUGUUCGAAGUUUUAAAAUGCCGACCACUCAGAAUGUUCGAAGAAUGCUUUCUCAUGAACACUUGGCAACUAAUUGUCUAGUUGACGAGAGAGGAUCUAGACAACGUUCCUCCAUAAAUAACCUCACAUCUCUUGUAUCUUUCGAUCCAAAAAGCAACACAUUAAUUCGAGUUCGUGAACACAUUGGUGACCAAUCAGACGAUGAGUAUGAUGACAAACCGAUCGACUUAUCCGAAAAAUCAUUUCCUUCUGACGUGAGGAUUUCUAACAACCAUAACAUAAUAUAA